This is a messenger RNA of Salvia hispanica, 1078 nucleotides long. RefSeq lists its product as uncharacterized. Lineage: Eukaryota; Viridiplantae; Streptophyta; Magnoliopsida; Lamiales; Lamiaceae. The record is from RefSeq and is a predicted model, not a curated record.
CUUUAUUUUUUUCUUUCCAAAUUGUAUAAAGUCCUUUUGUCACUCUUAACUCAGCCACAAAAUGCUUUUAGCCUCAAAUUGUAGAUGCUAGCAGAGAAAUAACUAAACCAAUUUAGCCUCAACCAAUUAUGAAAAGGGGAGAUGGAGAAAGAUGAUAAUAAACACCAACAAUUAGAAAACCCACCACCAUCUCUCCUCUCACCCAAUCAAAACCCUAACACAAAUGUUGCUGCGGAUCGGCUGAAGAGGGACGAGUGGAGCGAAGGCGCGGUGUCGUGCCUGCUCGAAGCGUACGAGGCCAAAUGGACGCUCCGCAAUCGAGCCAAGCUCAAGGGCCAGGACUGGGAGGAAAUCGCCAAGCACGUCUCGGCGCGCGCCGCCGCCUCCAAAUCCGCCAAGACGCAGACGCAGUGCAAGAACAAGAUCGAAUCCAUGAAGAAGAGGUACCGAUCGGAGUCCGCCGCCGCCUCCUCCUGGCCGCUCUAUCCUCGCCUCGAUCUUCUCCUCCGCGGAAAUGGAGUUUCCGCCCCUAACCCUCCCCCUGUUGCGGUGGAGGAGAUUGGAGUAAAUUCACCUAAUUCCAACGGCGGUGGUGCGGUGGGUAAGGAGGAGGAAGGAGAGGGCGCCAACAACAAUGAAGAGAAGGCGAUUGAUGAGAGCGACAGCAGCACACCAGCAAUUGAUGUGGAGAAGGAGAAGGGGAAGGUGAAGAGGAAGCGAGGGAGGGAGGGGUGCUGGGAGAGCGUGCGGUGGUUGGCGGAGAUGGUGGUGCGGUGGGAGCAGUCGCGGAUGGAGACGAUGAGAGAGAUAGAGAGAAUUAGAGCAGAAGCAGAGGCAAAGAGAGGGGAAUUGGAUCUUAAACGGACUGAAAUCAUCGCAAAUACUCAGCUGCAAAUCGCUAAGCUUUUUGCUAGAGGAUCAUCAUCCAUCCAAUAAUCGCAUCUUCAUCUUCAUCUUCAAGUUAUAUCUGUGUUGACACAAACAAAAACACUCGUAAUCAAUGAUUAUAAUAAUAGGAAAAUAUGUAUUCGCACGUUUACAAUACGAUUGUGAUUUAGUACUACUUGCAUUGGAAGAA